Salvia splendens (bonfire salvia) is the source of this 879-nucleotide messenger RNA. Its product is annotated as U3 small nucleolar ribonucleoprotein protein IMP3. The transcript has 4 exons. Lineage: Eukaryota; Viridiplantae; Streptophyta; Magnoliopsida; Lamiales; Lamiaceae. Gene Ontology annotation, molecular function: rRNA binding; snoRNA binding. The record is from RefSeq and is a predicted model, not a curated record. Gene Ontology annotation, biological process: ribosomal small subunit biogenesis; rRNA processing. Bases 91 to 639 code for a protein of 182 amino acids. Gene Ontology annotation, cellular component: small-subunit processome; Mpp10 complex.
UUCCCAAUUUCUAGGGUUUUAUCGAGGUUUAUCUCCGUUUGUGCAUCUCGUCUCUACCCUAGAAGAUCAUACUCGUUUCUCCCCUAGAAGAUGAGGAAGCUAAAGUUUCACGAGAAGAAAUUGCUAAAAAAGGUUAACUUUUUAGAAUGGAAGAGAGAAGGAGGGCAGAGGGAAAACCUAGUAAUGCAUCGUUACCACGUUACUGGCAGAGACGAUUACAAAAAGUAUUCACGUCUGUGUAGAACAGUGCAGAAGCUGGUCAGCAUACUUAAACAGAUGGAUGCGCGAGAUCCUUAUCGAAUAGAGAUGACUGAUAACCUUCUUGAAAAACUGUACAACAUGGGUGUUAUACCAUCUCGUAAAAGUUUGGCUUUGUGUGAGCGCCUCUCUGUGUCAUCCUUUUGUCGACGUAGGCUUGCCACUGUCUUGGUCAGAUUGAAGUUUGCAGAGCACUUGAAAGAAUCAGUUACUUAUGUUGAACAAGGACAUAUUCGAGUAGGACCCGAUACCAUCACUGAUCCAGCAUUUCUUGUAACAAGAAAUAUGGAAGACUUUAUAACAUGGGUAGAUACAUCGAAGAUAAGAAGGAAGGUCUUGGAGUAUAAUGAUAAACUGGAUGACUAUGAUGCGAUGAACUAAAUACUGCAAAUAUGCCCGUGUAGACCCCAUAUUACCAAUCAUUUGGAACUUAUUAAAUUCCCAAGUACUGUAUGUUCUGCUAUAGUGAAUUUUGUAGUUUUGGCUCGCUCCUUGUUACACUACUAAGCAGUUCCAAUUAAAAAGAAGUCGACCCCUUACUAGUUUUAUGUAUUAAUAGAAAGUGAUGUUUUUUUUACUUGUUUCUCAAUCCUGAGGUAAUUGAAAUAUUAAUUUCCUUUU